Messenger RNA from Ornithodoros turicata, 2315 nucleotides. It is a transcript of the gene slmb, whose product is annotated as F-box/WD repeat-containing protein 11-like. The transcript has 9 exons. Bases 161 to 1684 code for a protein of 507 amino acids. Gene Ontology annotation, molecular function: protein dimerization activity. The record is from RefSeq and is a predicted model, not a curated record. Lineage: Eukaryota; Metazoa; Arthropoda; Arachnida; Ixodida; Argasidae.
CAGAGGACGCGAUUUCCGUUAUUUCACCACGUUUCAUGCUUCCGCUUUUGUGUGCAAGGGGUGCAUUAUUGUGUUUGGGGGAAUAUUACUACUCGUUCUAUUGUAUGUAGGGGACCAUUUUCAUUGUUAGGCAUUAUAACUCUUAUUUCCUCUCCAAGUUAUGGACACAACGACGUUACCAGAAGAGAAAGAUGUGCAAAGCCAGAUAUCCCCAACGGCAACACAGCUGGGCGGAACCGAUGUUCGAGGGCCGACGACAGAAGAGCGGGAACGUUUGUUGCUGGCUUUUGAUACAUGGGGCGAAGAGGUGCAGAGCCAGUUCGUGGAGGCCCUGGUGUCUCGGAUGUCGCACUGUCAGCACUCUCGCAUCAGCUCGUUCCUCAAGCCGAUGCUGCAGCGAGACUUCAUAUCGAUGCUGCCUAAGAAAGGGCUGGACCACGUGGCCGAAGCCAUCCUGUCCUACUUGGAUGCACGUAGCCUGUGUGCCGCUGAAGCCGUCUGCAGAGAAUGGAGGAGAGUCGUGGCAGAAGGCGGACUUUGGCGUAAGCUGAUGGAACGGCGUGUUCUCACGGACCCCCUGUGGCGAGGUCUGGCGGAACGUAGGGGCUGGAUGCAGUACCUCUUCAAGCCGCCUCCGGGAGAGCCUCACCCGGAUCACAUGUUCUACCGUCGGCUCUAUCCUCGUAUCAUACAGGAUAUUGAGAGCAUAGAGAAUAACUGGCGCUGUGGCCGCCACAACCUUCAGCGCAUCAAUUGCCGUUCCGAGAAUUCCAAGGGUGUCUACUGCCUCCAGUACGACGACACCAAGAUCGUAUCCGGUUUGCGCGACAAUACAAUCAAAAUAUGGGACCGCGCAUCUUUGCAAUGCGUCAAAGUUCUGACUGGACAUACGGGAUCAGUCCUGUGCUUGCAGUACGAUGACAAAGUCAUCAUUUCAGGAUCAAGUGACUCUACCGUAAGGGUAUGGGAUGUGAAGACUGGUGAAAUGGUGAAUACGCUCAUUCACCACUGUGAGGCUGUGCUCCAUCUGCGGUUCAACAACGGCAUGAUGGUGACCUGUUCGAAGGACCGAUCCAUUGCGGUUUGGGACAUGGUGACACCGCGUGAAAUCAAUCUGCGUCGUGUGCUUGUCGGCCAUCGGGCGGCUGUCAACGUGGUGGACUUUGAUGAGAGAUACGUCGUGUCGGCUUCUGGAGAUCGCACUAUCAAGGUGUGGGGUACACCGAACUGCGAUUUUGUCCGUACACUGAAUGGCCACAAGAGAGGCAUUGCUUGCCUGCAGUAUCGGGACCGCCUAGUUGUGAGUGGCAGCUCGGACAACACAAUAAGGCUUUGGGACAUAGAGUGUGGCGCAUGUCUACGUGUACUAGAAGGCCACGAGGAAUUAGUCCGUUGCAUACGUUUUGACUCUAAACGCAUAGUAUCCGGUGCAUACGAUGGCAAGAUCAAGGUGUGGGACCUAGCAGCAGCGCUGGACCCCCGGGCUCCUGCAGGCACACUCUGCUUGCGCACGCUUGUUGAGCAUACUGGUCGCGUUUUUCGACUGCAGUUUGACGACUUCCAAAUUGUCUCCUCCUCCCACGACGACACCAUCCUGAUCUGGGACUUCCUGCACCUGUCCUCGGAGGCAGCCUCGUCGGCCUCCUCGCCACUGCCUCCGCGUACGUACACGUACGUCAAGUGAGGAUGGCCCCCACGAUAGACUGGUUUUUGUGUGGUGCGCGUGGUUUGAAGACGUUGUUGUUUGCACAACUGGAUUUGUGCACUUGCGGGGAAAUUGCCGUACGGCAGCUGUAGAGCUUUCGGCCGUGCGCGCGCGGGCGGGUAGAGAGAGGGGCGGGUUGCCGGAGCGGAGGCCACGCUUCUCGAUCCGGAGUCCGAUGGACCGGCUCGGACCGCAGCCCCGGAAGGAGUGAAUAACUUUGCCCUUGAUUCUGUGUGCAACUAUCGUGUGCUAGAACACUUUCCUUUUUUCUUCUUUUUUUUUUUUUUGUGACACGUGAUUAUACGAGAGAUCAUGUUUGAUAGUGUGGCUUUUGUUGUGUGGCAUUUGGAUGCUUAAAAAAAAAACCAUAGAACAAAUGGAAGGAGAUACACACUAACUUGCGACAGUUUUAAUAGCUACACACACACACGAUUGCGUGAGGAGGGGGUGCACGUAGGAUUCAAAGUAUUUAUCUCAUCCACAUCCUUUGAAAGAUCAUUACUCUGACUGGGGAAGUUGACUUGCUUGCAUUCCAGAGCUGUGGAAGUUGGUGAAUGUAAGGCUUGUAGCAUUUUGGGUGUAAAUAAACGUUGCGUGUCUGAGAGCCCAA